This is a messenger RNA of Schistocerca gregaria, 3682 nucleotides long. RefSeq names its product T-cell immunomodulatory protein. Bases 64 to 2055 code for a protein of 663 amino acids. The transcript is spliced from 3 exons. Gene Ontology annotation, cellular component: plasma membrane. NCBI's taxonomy places the organism in Eukaryota, Metazoa, Arthropoda, Insecta, Orthoptera, Acrididae. The record is from RefSeq and is a predicted model, not a curated record.
AUUUAUUUAUUUGCUUAUUUGAGACUCGUACGCCGGCGGCCCGGUAUUUGUUAUACAACCCCUAUGAGUGCUGGAGGUCCGCAGUACGAGCGACUAUGCCUAGUCUUUUUUUUGCUUUCCGUGGUUUACUUUAGUGCCUCCUUGUUGGGCUACGACAGAACUCAGCCCGGGUCUGCGUUUGUCUUGGCUUCUCGGUCGGAUGGGUUUUCGCCGAUGAACUUUUUUUCAGGAGAUUCGUCUGGCUAUAUUGGAGCCAUUGGCGAUUUCAACAGCGAUAAAUACAACGACCUGUUUAUCAUAGCCUCGAAUGGCAACAGUAUAAAAUUGUGGUGCUGGAAUCAAUCCUCUAGUUAUUUUCACUACUGCGACGUCUGUAUUGGCUUGGAGGAGGGUCAGGCGAUAAACAGUAUAGAGGCCGCCGACUUCAAUUACGACGGAAAACUGGACUUACUUGUACAAUAUUCCGAAAAGUCCUUCUCGGAGAGUGAUGAUAAUUAUUUGAGGUUGUAUUUUGGAAAUGGUGCCGAGAUCAUUGGACAUGUCAAUCUUACGCCAUCUGUGGGACAGGUGAUGAUUGUUCAAGCUGAGAGCUCCGCCGAUCCGCCGAUACCAAGACUUUUAGGAAAUUGGCGUGAUAGUGAAAAUGUCACUUAUAGGGCGUAUUGGACUAUGGGAGCGGACAAGACGUGGCACACGACCAAAUGUAUGGAUGGUAGGCAGCGUUUCAGCUCGCCAAAUUCUAAUGCUAUUUUGGAUCUUGACGGCGAUUGCGCGGCUGACUUGUUUCUUUCUACUGAAAACGAACACGAGAUUUGGUUGUACGAUAAGAAAUCUGGUGACCAUGUCUAUUCUUCCAGUAUCCAGGUUGCCAAAGGUCAGGGCUUGAUCACAUUUGCUGACGUUGAUGGCGACGGGAGCGUUGAUGCCAUAUUUCCGAUUUGCUCUACAGAAGACAAUUGCGUUGAAGUGAGUCAAAUUCGUAUCGUCUACAACCUGCAACUGCCAAUUUGCCAAUUCUUCUACUCUAAAAAUUGCCGUAGCUCGUCCAAGCUUUGCAGAGCCGAUCCUGAUUUUAAGUUUCCUCCAUUUGAGACCGCUGAUGGCGAAAAUACGGCUGAUGUGGUUACUAUCCCCGUCGGAGACUCUGAUGGCUUCCAUCUCAACUCGAAGGGGAGUCCGAUUCCUCUUCGACUAAGGGCUGCUGACUACAAUCUUGACCGUUUCCCGGAUCUGCUGGUUCCGGUGACCUCCAGCGUUACUGGCGCGUCCCGCGUUCAGUUGUGGGAAAAUGUCAAAUGCACUCCGUCCACGUGCGGCGUCGAUGCUACUCGAAAACAACGGAGAUGGUUCCAACCUAAGGUUUUCGGGCUAGAAUCGUUGCUUGAGUAUAGCAAUUCCUUUAGUGCGAUCUGGGUGGACGUCGGCGAGACCGCCACUUAUGACAUCGUUUUGAUGUACCAGUCUAACGCCGAGCAGCCAACUUACCAAAUCCAGGGCUUCCGAAACAAUUUUCUCAAUGGAUAUUUCAUUAAAUUAUUGGGGCUCAACGGCUUGUGCGUUAUCGACUGCGGCGUUAAGAAUUUACGGUACGCCGGUCUCUAUGGAGUCAACCAGCACGGUCUGACUUUCAAAUACACUUUGUCGGACCUGGACACCAGACAAGUCGCCAGCGUUGUACCUCAACUUCCUCAGAGCUCCUAUCACUCGAUUCAGCCUCCUUAUUCCAUUUGCGGGAUUGGAAGGCCUGGCAAUUACAUUGACUACAUCUAUAUGGGCGUCCCUUCAAAUUCCCUGCGCGGAUACUUCCGCUCUUGGCCUGGCAUCAUUCCAAAUUCACAAGUCGUCGUCAUACCCCACCCCCUUUCCAUGCCAAAUUCGUGGAUCAUGGAACUGUAUAUUUCCCCGUCGGGCGCGUUGCCGUGGAUCGCAUUAGUCGUUUUUAUUUCUCUGCUCCUGUCCGGCAUCGUCAUCCUAGUCCUUCAGUACAAAGAACGCAGAGAGGACGAAUUGGAGAAGAAACGAAAAGCGCACCUUUUCUCUUUCAGAGCACUCUGAGUGCACCCUCUACCACACACUCUAUACUUACAUACUGUGCGCGCGGUCGAUGUUGCCGGCCGGCACGGGCACGCCCCUCACCAAGGAAGCGCCUGUGGGCCGUGGCUGAACCUCUUAGAACGUGUUCGACUUUGGCUGUCAGCGCCAAAAAAAAAAAAAAAAUCAGACACUCUCUACACUUCCGUCCUCUGUCCGCCUCGAAGGAUGCGCGCAACGGCGUGCCUGAUCGCGCCACCCUCGCCGCGGAGUUCAGAGAAACAUCCAACUGAUGCCCCAAUAUCAUACACGCUCUAAAAAACUACGAAAUUUAUUUGACGUCGAAGAAAAAAUCCCGGACCAGACGAAUUCUAACGUCUAUUUCUGCGUCUGUGUAUUGAUAAAUCUGUAUACGUCACCAUCAUGCUGUCAUCCCUGUUUUCCUGGCUGAGAGCGAGUUUCAGCUUUUGCGUCUCUUCUCAAGACACACGAAGCACUCUUUUAUUUCUUACUCUCACUCCCGACCCGACUUCUCGUUCCACUCGCCGACUCGCGCCGCUGUGUCGCGUGCGCUUUCAUUUCGAGCGAGCAGUCGCGGCACCGCUACGAAUGUGCUGUGUGGACGACCUAGGAUUCUCAGAGUGCGUCUGUUCUAGCUCGCGCUUUGUGGGGAGGUGUCAUUUGCCUGUUAUUUUACCGUUGCUUGACAGCGAUGUUUCACGCUCGGGCCUCGAACGCUCCAGAAGCCACAGGUCAGGGCGCUGGACCAACGGCACUUGGUUCGACAACAACGCCGCCUACAUCACGCACACCGAAUUCUCGCGUUUUCUUACCCUGCCAUUUCGACACAAAGUAACGCCGCUUCCAUUCGGUAUUUUUCAAACCUACGGAAAUGCGUUCCUUGAACAACGGGAGAACCCUUCGUACCUCGUUCCUCGCUACCUCUCCAGACACACUCUCCUUGUAGUAUCAGGGCAAGACGGGCAGAACGUACGAGAAAAUAACAGACACUUGCUACACAAAGUCCAAAAUUAGGCCAAGGUUGAAACAAUUUCUUGUCUACAGAACCGCAAUCACGUGGCGGCUUCGAUCCUUCGCACGGCGAGGAAAAUGACACGCGAAUCGAGGUUUCACUCGACCAACCGCCAUCUGCCGGAGCCAACGAAGAAGUUAAACUUAUAAAGCUGUUGCUGCCCGUUCUCCGUGAUUUCAGUACAAAUUGUCUUAGCCGCAACACUCUGAGUCCUGGAACAACCAGCGGUGCGGGCGCACUCCGCCCUCGAUCAGGAUUGCACGAGUGUAUGAAAAACGGACGUGCUGAGAGAAAGGUCCAGUAUGGUUGAAAAUGCCCCUAGAACGACCAAAUCAAUAGACCAAAAGUAAUAAGGUCGCUGUCGCGGUCAACGCGAAUCAGCACGUCUCAGACCGAUGAGGCAUGGUCAGUUAAGCCUUUCAGCGCGAAUUACUGAAUCCCUCUUGGUGAUUGAAAGAAGCACUGCGAACGGAAAGGCUGAGAAAGUGUCUAUAUGGCCAGGCGAGAGAGCAAGUAACCCCAAUCCGGUGUAGAUCGAACGCAAAAUAAUUAAUACCUUUUUUAUAUAAUGGAUACUGCAGGAAAUUUGACCAUUUUGCCAAUCGCUUACAAAAAAAA